CGGAAAACAUUCGACUUAAAGCCAAAGCCUUAAAGCGUCUUCCUCCUCCAGCUCUUGUUCAGUCCAGUCAAAGCAAAGGGAAGCGAGUCCCAAAGAGUAAAGACGGAAAUUCUCCUUGGUCGCCAUCGAUCCUCCUCAUAUGCUCCAUUCCUGCUACUAGGAGGCAGAGCAAAGCUAAUCGUUGAUCCCAUGAGGCGCCUCGUGUUCGCCGAGCUCGUGGUCCUCGCCGCGGCAGCCUUCUUUGCGUUCCUGUUGCUCACCGUACACUGCUGCCGCCGCGGUUGGAGCAGCAGCAAGGGGCCGCCGUCGCCGGCGGAUCUUCUGCCCGUGUCGGAGCCACGGCAGCUGCCCGGCGCCAGGAAGGAGCGCCCCCUCGAGCGGCUGCGUCGGGUGCUCCUGCGCCUCUGCUCCCGCCGCUCACGCGUCGAACCGGCGGCUGCGUCCGCUGGGACGUCGCCCGGAGCCCAGGGGAUGGUCGUCCCGGUGCAGCCGGCGCAGCAGGCGGGGCCUGAGGAGGAGGUGGCGGCGUGGAGGGAGCGCUGGUUCGACGGGCCAGUGUCGCGCGCGCUGUACACCAUCGACGAGGAAUCAUCGACGUCCUCGUGGACGCCGACGGCGGUGUCGGAGGGCGACGUCCAGAGCCAGUGCGGAGGCGACCGCCAGGAGCCCGAGACGCCGUUCUACACGCCGCCGGCCUCGCCGCAGCAUGAACCAGAGCAGUCGGAGCUCGGAAGUUAGUCGAUCCGUCGCACAUUUCCUCUCAUAGAUUUCCAUCUUAUUUUCCAUCGUUACUUUUUCUUUUCGAGCAUUCUCUACUGUGAAAUACUACAAGAAAAAGAAAGCAGAGCAGCAGCAGGAUAGAUUUGACUAGGCAACUGAUUUGUUUCUUGGUUUCAUGGAAGGAUAUGGAUAUGCAUGCAGAUUAAUACA
Lolium perenne is the source of this 930-nucleotide messenger RNA. RefSeq lists its product as uncharacterized. Lineage: Eukaryota; Viridiplantae; Streptophyta; Magnoliopsida; Poales; Poaceae. The record is from RefSeq and is a predicted model, not a curated record.